This is a messenger RNA of Astyanax mexicanus (Mexican tetra), 10688 nucleotides long. It is a transcript of the gene myo15b, whose product is annotated as myosin XVB. Lineage: Eukaryota; Metazoa; Chordata; Actinopteri; Characiformes; Acestrorhamphidae. Bases 322 to 10242 code for a protein of 3306 amino acids. Gene Ontology annotation, cellular component: cytoskeleton; myosin complex. The record is from RefSeq and is a predicted model, not a curated record. Gene Ontology annotation, molecular function: protein binding; ATP binding; cytoskeletal motor activity. The transcript is spliced from 66 exons.
AGUCUGUUCACCAGCUGCCGAUAUGAAUGGCUGUAUAACUGUAUGGGCUGCCUUGCAAACAUGAAUUAUUCACAGGACCCCUUCAGAGUGUGUGCUUGUGCACAUGCAUCUGUUUUGGAAAGCCCACAUAGGUGUUUGUGUACUAAAGCGAGGUCAAUCCUUGAAGUGUGUCAGCGAUACCAGCAGCUCGGGAGAGGCAGAAAGGCUCGGCAGACCCCCACCAUGCCUCCGGUGCACCUAAGAAGACAAGUGACACAGGAAAUGUCCUGACAUCUGGAAAACCAAAGACGAGGACAAAUCAUGCAAGUUUAAUUCUACGUAAUGGCUCCUGCCAAAUCACCAAGAAAGGCAAGAGGGGGUAAACAGAAAGUGGAGAAAAACAAGAAGGAAAAUGAAGAACCCGUUCAAAUUAAAAGAGGACGAAAGACAGGAUCUAGAAUUUCCGAAGAUGCUACUGAGGAUGACACAGGAAAAAGAAAGGAUGGAAAGAAAGAGAUGGAUGCUAAAGAGCAAGCCAAAAAUGCAGAUAUAGUCAGUAAAAGGAAGGCCAAAAAAGACGAGAACAAAAAUGAAAGGAUAGAGCAAGAUGAAGAUUCACAAAAUGAAGAAGAACUUCCAAAAAGAACCAAAAGAGGGAGGCAACAAAAUGGCAAAGCAGUACCUUCUGAGCAGACAAGAAACAGAGUUCCAGACAAAGCUGGCAAAGAUAAGGUUGACAAUAAGGUAGACAAAUCAACAAAAUCUAAUUCAAAAACUCCUCCAGCCAAAACAACCAAGAAAACGCCUGCAAAGCAUGCUAAAAGACGAGGAGCAAAGAUAGCGGACUCAGAGGAGGAGGAGGAGGAAUCUGACCCUGAGAAAGAAGAGAAGUCUGAACAACAGAGUGAGGAGGAUAGUGAUGAAGAGAAAGAAAAGGAGGAGGAGGAGGAGUCAAAGAAGGACGUAGAGGAGACUGUUGCUGCUGAGACAGAAGCAAGUAAAGCGAGCAGUGAGGAAGAAGCAUCCGACACAGAGAUCAAACCCGUGGAAGAGGUGAACGAAGAAGAAAAAGAGGAAGAUGUAAAAGAAUCUUCAGAAAGUGAAGUUGAAGAGAAGGACAAGCCAAUCAGUAGUGGGGAAGCGGAGGAGGAGGAGGAGGAGGAGGAGGAAUCACAAGAGGUGAUCAGCGAUACUGAAGCGGAUUCUGCCGAAGAAGACAAGAAGACAGAACCUGCUCUUCCAUCCAAGAAGAAAAAAGUUCUCGACCUUACUUCACACAUCCAGAGCCAUUCCAAAACAAUGCUGAAAUCUAAGAUACUACGCAAGAAGCAGCUUCCUCCGGCAGAAAGCAGCCCUAACAAUGAAGACCCUAAGCCUUCAGAAACCCCAGAAGUCCCAAUAAAAAGAAUGACUCUCAAUAAAGGUGAUGCAGUAAAGGGGAAGUCUAAGAUUCUAAAACUGGCAGGCAAAACAAAGGUAAUGAAUAAAAAGAAAGAUGAAAUGAUCCAGAAGGAAGAAGAAGAAAAAUUAGUGGCUCCAAUCAAAGGUCUUAAAGAUUCCAAAGUUUCCAAAGGUUUGCUCAACAAACAGUCACGGGUGUUAUUUACGAUGAAAAAGAAAGGCAAGAACGAUGGAGAUAAGACCAAGGUGUCCAAAGAAGAAGAGAAAGCAGAAGAAACUAAUGAAAAAGAAGAAGAAGAAGAAGAAGUAGAAGAAAAAAAAGAAGAAGCAAGUGUACAAAAACAAAAGCCAAACCUUCAGUCGGAGAACGUAAAACUAGCCUUGGGCAAGGUAAAGAUUCAGAAAAAGAAGAAAGACAAUGAAGAGCCAACAACAGCUGAAGCAACAGCAGAAACAGCUGAGACUGAAGAAGCCAUGUCAUCAAAAGCAACAGAGCGUCUUCUAGCACGAAAGAGAGGAAUGAAUACCUUGCGCCGUGUUUCUGGCUGGAUACAAAAGAAGAUGCCUACAGGUGUUGGCGUUCGACGAAAGCUUUCAGCAGUCACACAAGCAAUAGGUAUUUCUAAAUGGCUGCCAGCUCUUGUUCUGAAAAAGACGAGUUCCAGAGCGAGGUCUAAGAGUCUGCUUCGCCACAGGAUGGCCAUGAAGAUGGCUGGCAGUGUUGCGAAGUCUAGUAAGGGAGCACCAGAAGACGUUAAAACAGAGCAGAGAUCAGAUACUCAGCAUGAUCCUGAUGACCCUUGUUCAUCUCCACACGAUUCAGAAGAAAAGGCCAACCCAGGUGAUGCCAAAUAUGCCAUUGUCUUCCCCAGAAUGAACAAAGUCAGUAAGGCCAAAGACACUGUUGUUGCUCCUGCUAGCACCAGCACUAGCACUGGCACAGGUGGUGAUGUCUCUCCAGAGCGUAAACCACCAAAACCUGGUGCUCGCCUGGUGCUCCCAGUGAAGCCAGACUUUAGUCUGCUCAAGUCUGUGAAAAAGACUAGUGCUGCCAGCCAACCAGAAAGAAAUGACAGCUCUGAAGAACAAGUGUUAGAGGGUAGAAAAGAGGCCAAAGCCGACAAGAAAGCCCCCAUGUUUGACAGCAAAGAUGGUGCCAGUGCCCUGCUAGCAGCUAAGGGAAAGCUUGGGGGUCCACAGAUCAAUCUUACUAAACUAACCAUGUCUAAACAUCAGCUGGGAGGUGGUGGAGGCAUUCUGCAAAGCAGGGAUGUGGAACAGAAUGGUAGGAAUCAGGCAAUUCCAUCUGCAGAUGCUGGACCACAAAUAGAAGGCCUGGGGCCAUCUCUUUAUGAAGAGGAAGCAGAUAGAGAAGUAGAAGAACUGAUGGGUGAUGGUCUUUUCCCUUCAAAUAUGGAGCUCCACUGGGCCCAGUAUCAGCAAAUGUCAGGCGAUCCUCAGGACUGGCUUAGAAAUGAAAAUCUGCUGCCACAUCAAACCGUAGAGAAGCUUACGAAGUGGACCGUGUACCAAGAUGAUGACCAUGCUUAUACUGUGCCCAACCACAAUGGCAGGGGUCCAUGGGAGUCGGAGGAUCCAACUCAGAAUAUGUUGGAGGACAGACUCAUCAGCACUCAGGUGCUCAUGCCAGGAAGCAGCCAGGCUGUGGAGGUGGAUGAAGUGGAGGACUUGUCACAACUGGAAGAAGUGUGUGAGAGCUCAGUGCUGCUGAAUCUGAAGAAGCGAUUUCACCGGGAUUCCAUUUAUACGUAUAUUGGCGAUAUGCUGCUGUCAGUCAACCCCUUUCAGCCUGUGAAUAUCUUCACAGAGGAAAUAAGACAUCAGUAUCAGGGCAAGGAGAAGCACAAUAACCCACCCCAUGUUUAUGCCAUUGCGGAUGCUGCAUUUUCCCUGUCCCAAAACACUACACAAGAGCAAUGCAUAGUCAUAAGUGGUCAGAGUGGCUCUGGGAAAACUGAAGCAGCCAAACUUAUUGUCCAUUACCUGAGCUCCAUGUAUCAGGGUAGAAACGACAAUCUCCGUCAGCCUAUGGAUGUUCUGCCUAUAUUAGAGAGCUUUGGAAAUGCCAAGACUAUACUCAACAACAACUCUAGCCGUUUCGGCAAAUACCUACACAUUCACAUACGGCAUGGAACUGUUGUCGGGACUUCUUUGUCAAAGUAUCUCCUUGAGAAAUCACGUGUUGUUUUCCAGGCCAGUGAAGAAAGAAACUAUCAUGUGUUUUAUGAGCUCCUGGCUGGGAUGAAUCAGUGGGACCAGCAGACUCUAUAUCUGCAAGGAGCCGAGACUUACUACUAUCUCAACCAGGGCGGCGCCUGUGAGCUGCAAGGAAAGCAUGACAAGCAAGACUUCCUGCUUCUUGUGCACUGCUUGGAGACCAUUGGCUUACAUGCGGAUCAGAUAGCCACCAUAUGGGCCAUCCUGUCAUCUAUUCUACAGCUGGGCAACAUCUGCUUCAGCUCAUAUGAGAGUGAGUCUUUUGAGGUGGCAAGGAUUUUUAGUGAGGCUGAAGCUCGCAGAGUGGGUAACCUGUUACAGGUGUCAGCCGAAGCCCUGCAGACUGUUAUUACACACAGAGUCACUGAAACUACUUACGACAGGAUCUACUGCCCUCUUUCUGUGGAAAGUGCCAUUGAAUCCAGGGAUGCCAUUGCCAAGGCCCUUUACUCUGUGCUCUUUGAUUGGCUGCUUGAACAAAUCAAUGAGUGGUUGAUCCCCACAGAGAUGGACAGCACUGUAGGCAUCGUGGACAUUUAUGGGUUUGAGGACCUGGGUGUGAACAGUUUCGAGCAGCUGUGCAUUAAUUUUGCAAAUGAGCAACUCCAGCAAUUUGUGAAUAAAGCAGUAGUGACACAGGAACAGGAGGAAUAUAACUCAGAGCAGAUUCAGUGGUAUCCUGUGACCCUGCAGAGCUUCCACCCCUGUCUGGAACUCAUUUCUGCUCGUCCAUACGGCAUCCUCCGCAUCCUCGAUGACCAAACCUGCCUCCCACAGGCUACAGAUCACACAUUCCUGCAGAAAUGUCAUUAUCAUCAUGCCAGCAACCCGUACUACGCCAAGCCCAAGAUUCCUCUGCCUGUCUUUACUGUGUAUCACUAUGCAGGAGCUGUAACCUAUCAGGUUCACAACUUUCUCAACAAAAACCAUGACCUGUUUCGAGCAGAGGUAUUAGAGCUCUUCGCCCGCAGCAGAUCACAGAUGGUGUCAGGUGUGUUCCGUAAGGUGCAGGAACGCUACCUGCAGCAGAGAGAGCUGGGCUUCAGAGGGAAAAGCCACCGACACCAAGCCUCUACUGUAGCAGCACACUUUCAGCAAUCACUCACCGAGCUCAUCACACGGCUGGAGAGGUGUAAGACUACAUUUAUCCGAUGUUUUAAGCCAAACUAUGUCAAGCUCCCUGGAUUAUUUGACGUGGACUACAUCACUACACAGCUGAGACAUGGAGGAAUCCUGGAGACUAUUCAUAUCAGAAAGGAGGGAUUUCCUAUCCGCAUCCCUUUCAAGUACUUCGUAGAAAGAUAUGGGGUGUUGUUAGCACAGAAGCCUGCACACCUCUCUGAUAAAGAGCUCGUUGUUUCCCUGCUGGAAGUCAUUGGCACUGAAGAUGGUCAGUUCCAAUUAGGAAGGACUAAGGUGUUUAUGAAGGAGUCUCUGUACCAGCGGGUGGAGGAGAAGUGGAGCAGCACCCAGACCUGGGCAGCCAUCACCAUCCAGAGGAACAUCCGCGGGUUUAUCUGCAGACGCAACUUUCGCUUCUUCAAACAGAAAGCUAUCGUCAUCCAGUCCCACAUCAGGGGGCACCAGGCCAGGAAGUAUUUUAAAAGACUGAAGAACUCCUUCACCCAGUUCUGGGCGACCAUGAUGAUUACCAGGAAUACUGUCAAGAGACGGCACUGGAGGGAACACGAGGAGAGAACCAGAGUGAAACACACGGCCAAACACACACGUUCUACCUAUUCAGGGAUGGAUGUGGGAAUGUUGGAGAUUCCGGCUGAACUUUCAGCCAGGUUACGGAGUGCAGCAGGUCGUCCACAGGGCUCAGGGGUCACAGAAGUUGCCCCACCACAGGUCAAAGCAGAGCACAAGCUCUCCUUACCCCACAAUAUUGACAGCUACCCGUUCUCACGAUAUGCCAACACAGUUCUAAAGGAUGGAUGGUGCCAGGCUCAAAGUCAGUCCCUCCAGAGACCACUCACAUCUCUGGAGCCAGAGGAUGCUCGCACAGCUCUGGAGAUAUUCAAACUGAUCCUGCGUUUCUGUGGAGACUCAGAGCUGACUGGCUGGCAGGAGCAGAUGUUGGGGAGCUACAUUGUGGAGAAGGGCCAGACGAGACCUUCACUCAGGGAUGAGAUUCUGGCCCAGCUAGUUUACCACACCUGGGGCCGGGAGGGCGAGGAGGGCUCCCUGAGGGGCUGGCUGCUCCUGGCCUGCUGCCUCAGUGCCUUCACCCCUUCCCCUACCCUGGACAAACCGCUGCUGAAGUAUGUGUCAGACCAGGGUCCAGGAGAAUACCGAUCUCUGUGUCAGCAUAAGCUGCUCACGUCUCUCCAGCUGCCCACGCCUGCCUGCAGACAUCAACCACCCACUCAGCUAGAGUGGACUGCCAAUCAGAGGAAAGGGAAGAUGGUUGUGGAUGUCAACACCUUUAAUGAGGAGAUGCUGACAGCAGAGGUGGAGUCCUGGACCACAGGAGAACAGCUGGCCUCCUGGCUACUGAGCUUUAGGGGUGUUCCUGAGGCCCUUCAGGGCUGGUCUGUGUCUCUGCUGGCUGGAGAAGGCUGGACUGACCUGAACGGCUCUGAUUAUGUGAUGGAUCUGUUGGCUGGAGUGGAGGCUGAUUUUGCUAUGGGUCAAUCAUCUGACCACCCUGAUUAUCUCUUCAGUGACUUUGGGGACAGCAGGAUGUCACCAGAUAUUGAUGACUUCAUCCCUCCUGCUCCACCCAUGCAAGCACCUGGCCUCCCUCCUGUAGACAGAGCAGAGUGGGAAAGCUUUGGUGCACCUAGAAGAUCUCAGGGAUCCCGAGGUCCUCAGAUGGACUCCUAUGUGGAUGACCUGUUCGACCCUGUGCUAGAUCAGGGCCCUCCGGACUUUGAACGCAUGGCCAUGCUGAACCGCAGAAUGAGAGGAGGAGGAGGGAUGCAGCCCAGCAUGUUUACUGGAGCAGGUGUUCCAAUGACAGUUCCUGGUUAUUCUAUGGGAAUGCCAGCCAUGAAUCCAGCCAUGGCAGGCUAUGGUGCAAUGAUGCCAAACAUGAUGCCCAUGGCUUCUUCGAUGCCCAUGAUGCAGCCCAUGAUGCCAGGUAUGAUGAUGCCAGGUGCCAUGCCCCAAACUCCUGUGCUUGCCACCCCACCAGCUGUCACCCCCCAGCAGCUGGCUGAACAACAGCAAACCUUCAUUAACCAGCAAGCUUUGCUCAUGGCCCAGCAGAUGACAAUGCAGGCUAUGACACUGUCCCAGCAGCAGCAGAUGGAGCAGCUGCAGAAACAGCGCCAGCAGCCCCAGCCUCAGCAGCAGCAGCCUCAGCAGCAGCAGCCACAGCAGCGGCCUGAGCCGACACGUCUGCAGCCUCCUCCCCCUCCUGCAGCAAAACCAUCUUUAAACCGUCCCCCAACACAACAAGAUACUAGGCCACCUAUGCAGCCAGUCAGUCCCGAGCCUGUAGGCCAAGGUGAUCCAUCCAACUAUAGUCAGCCAGAAUCCUUCAAUGAGAAAAGGGCCUUUUUCCAGAGCAUUGGAAAUCCGGAAGCUCGGCCGAAACCUGCUCCAAAAGUUGCUAAGCCACUGAUCUACGCGCCCCCACCGCAGACACAGCCCACCUCCCCUGUGAAACCAGAAGCAAAGCCACUUCCUGAACCACCUAGAAGAUCAGAGUCACCCAAACCCGGGAGGGUGUCUCCUCAAGCUUCUCCCACCAAACCAGAGCCCAGUAGCAACAUCAGAGAAAUUAUCAAACAGUACCAGAGCCGACCAACUCCUCAGCCCAAGGCCUUUGAGCCUGUCAGGGUUCCUUCCAAACAGUUCAGGAAAAAGAAUGACCCUAAAGAGGAAGCGCUGGCCCUCCUGAGAGGUAAAGGACCGGUCCCUCAGCAGAAGAAACAGUGGGUCUCUCCUCCAGAACCCAAAAAACAGUUUCCUCCUGCUCCCCCACCCCCUGAAAAACCUGCUCCUCGCUCCAUCUCCAACAAUAUGAGACAGAAGCAGCUCUCUCUAGCUGACCUCUUCGGCUCCCAGCGCUCUCAGGCUCCACCCCCACCUCCUCCAGACUCUGCCCCACCUCUGCCCGAUGACAUCCCUGAACCGCCCCCAAUGGCUGCACCUGGACUCGAUGAUGUGAAGAGAAUGGCCGACGAGGAGAGUGUUCGCUCUCAGCUACACAAGUUUUCUGCCAGUGUUUACUUCUCCUACUCUCAGAUGCCUGGCAAACUUUUCCUGCGCAAAGAGUUGUUCUACCCCAGAGAGAAAUUCAACCAUCCUUACGUCCUUAAUUUACUGUGUGAGCAGAUUAUGAGAGACACCUACUCAGAUUCCUGCGUGAGAAUUUCACGCGAAGAGCGGCGCAAAAUGAAGGAUCUGCUGGCGAGCUUUCACAUUGGAACGAGCAUCAGCGCUGUGCCGGAUGAUGCUAUGAAGAAGAGGGUUGUCAUGGCAGCGAGAGACAAUUGGGAAAAUUAUUUCACACGUCUCUACCCUGUGAAAGGAGGAAACGGAGGUGAUGCUCAGCUUCUUGGUGUUUCUCAUCGAGGCAUCAGACUGCUGAAAGUGGCCCAAGCAUCAGGCAUCAACCCGAGACACCUAAAACUGCUGCGUAGCUACAGUUAUGCAGAGCUGUUGUCUGUGGAGCAGCAGGGUGUUGGGACAGUUCUAUUCUGUCUGAAAAGUGAGGAGCUGAAGAUACACUCUCCCCAAGCUCCUCAGAUCAGCGCAGUAGUGAGCCUCUUCCUCACCACACUCACUAAGGGCUCAGAAUAUGUGGUUGCGCUGAAGAGCUACGUGACAGAUGACAAGAGCCUGCUCAGUCUCCAGAGAGGCGACGUCAUCAAACUGCUGCACAUGGAUGGGCUUCAGGAAGGGUGGAGGUUCGGCUCUGCAGGGGGUCGCUCUGGUCUCUUCCCGCUCGACGUCACUCAGCCUUCUGCACCACCAGACUAUCACAGCACCAACAUGGAGCGCCAGCUUGAGAGGAGAAAAAGCAUGAGGGCCUCUGGAAGCUCCUCAGUGCCCUCCAGUGGUCGUUCAGCUGAGCCCAGUAGGCCUGUGGGCUCGGCAUCCAGUGAGCCCACUGUGGAGCGAGGCGUGGAAGAGGGGUCGAUCCAGGGCUCGGAGUUAGACCUCCAGCAGUACCACAUGACUGAGUUUGCCAUGAAGUUCUUCCGAGAAGCCAUUCUGAGGGCCAAUGAGAGAGGUCAGCCCAGUGAUGUAAAGAGCCUUGAGGAGAUGGUCCAGCAUACUGCAGAGCCCAUCAAGGAGUCUCUCAUCCUCUAUUCAGACAAUGAACUCAAUGUUCUGGGGGCCCAGUGCUUCAAAAAUGUAAUGCAGUUUAUGAAUGAUCGACCCAUGAAGAAGGACCAGACGGAGGAAAUGUGUGUGAACUCCAUUCUACAGCUUGGAAAAGAGAAGGAGUUCCUCAGAGAUGAGAUAUACUGCCAGACCAUCAAACAGACAACAAACAAUCCAGUCAGAGAGAGCUGUACACGAGGCUGGCGCCUGAUGAACCUGCUCACAGGCUUCUUCCCAUCUUCCAACACUUUACUGCCCUACCUUAUGCAUCAUCUACAGAGGUGCGGUCAGGAUCCUAACCACCCCUACCAAGAGCUGUCUCAUGUGUGUGAAGAUAAUCUAAAACGCUCACUGGCCUACGGAGGACGCAGACAUAUUCCUUCCCACACAGAGAUACAAGUACUUUUGGCUGGGCGUAACAGUCGUCGUCUACCUAUUGUGCUCCCAGGUGGAGUGGACUUCCCAUGUAAAGUCCGCAGCUUCAGUGUGGCGCAGGAGGUGGUGUCAGACAUUUGCUCAGAGAUGGGUGUGAUUAAUCCAGCGGAGGUGCAAGAAUUUUCCAUCUAUGCCACACAGAGAAAGAGUGGAGAAGUGCGUCCCAUCCACCCUAAUGAGUAUCUGUUUGACUUCCUGCUUGACGAUGGCUCAAUCAUCCUCUCUUUCCAUCGACUCGUCUGGCAGCACCCCCUGCACUUUGACAAUGACCUCUAUGUGGAGUUUCAUUACCAGCUGGCUCUGGCUGACUAUCUGGAUGGAAAGCUCCUGCCUAGCAACAGUUCCGCAGCUCAGCAGAGGGUGGCAGAGUUGGCUGCACUUCAGCACAUUGCUCUGGGCUUGACUCAGCAACCCACUAUGCAAGGGAUGAAGGAGUAUGUUCCCAGUCUGAAUGGACUGACUCUUAAUGAACUGCACAGUGCUACACUGAGACAGCUGUCCGUCACUCCAGCUCUCAGCUCUUUGGAAGCCAAAGUUCAAUUUCUCAAGAAUAUAAGUUCACUGCCCCUGUUUGGCUCCAGCAUAUUCACGGCUCAGAAAGUCAGUCAUCCCAGUUGCCCAUCUCCCUGCUUGGUGGUCGUAAACUUCCAGACUAUCAGCAUCGUUCACCCAAAUACCCAGGCGGCAUCAUUAACAAUCCCAGUAGAGGAGGUGCAGACCCUGCGCUCUGUCCAUCCCAAGAAGGAGAAAGUGCCAGCAGUGGAGAUCAACGUCGGUGAUCCGUCUCGACCCAAAAUCAUCACCAUUUAUCUGAAACAGGCAAAAGAGCUGUGCCACGUCAUUGCUGUAUUCAUGGAAGUGCUGGCCGGCGCACCCGCACCCAGCCGGACAGGAACCCCCCAGUAACCCCACAGUAGCCCAACACCUGUGUAAUCCCAGUUCUGUACUUUACCACACUGCCUUAUCUAAUAUUCACUUACUGACAGAUCAGUAGUUAUUAUAUUAUACUGAUAUUCGUUAUAAGAUUAGUGAUUAGACAUAAAUAAAAAAACUAUUUAUGAAGGUAGCCGUUCAAAAUCAACCAGUCUUUCUCUGCUUAGUAAUCAGACCUUCCUUUAUAUAAUAAUUAAAUUAUUUUAGAACUGAGAUGCUGAGAUUGUAUUGUAUCAGAUUUAUUUUAAUAUAUAUGUGUUUGUUCUUUAUUAUUUGCAUAUUGCAUAUUAUUUUAAUUACAGAAAAUCAAUAAUUUGUGUACAGUCAAAGAAAUCUUUCAGAAAUGUUAAAAAAUUAUUUUAAGUAUGUCUCUGAAAACCAUCAAGAUGUAUUUUCAAUAAAAUGAUUUUCCAGCUGCA